This is a messenger RNA of Osmerus eperlanus (European smelt), 2957 nucleotides long. RefSeq names its product DEAD (Asp-Glu-Ala-Asp) box polypeptide 23 (gene ddx23). Gene Ontology annotation, biological process: mRNA splicing, via spliceosome. Lineage: Eukaryota; Metazoa; Chordata; Actinopteri; Osmeriformes; Osmeridae. Gene Ontology annotation, molecular function: RNA helicase activity; RNA binding; ATP binding. Gene Ontology annotation, cellular component: catalytic step 2 spliceosome. The transcript has 17 exons. Bases 123 to 2534 code for a protein of 803 amino acids. The record is from RefSeq and is a predicted model, not a curated record.
ACUGUCUAAAGUCCAGAGUGCACUACAAUUCCUAGAAGUGCCCUCGUGAUUUCAUAUCGUGCUGUGUCUUUGCGUUGGUGAAACGACGCCAAAUCGCAGGGGCCUGGUUUUUAAGUUCUAAGAUGGCUGGUGAUCCAGCUGAAAAGAAGGAUGCAGAGACUGUGGGGGUCAAGGAACGGGAACGCAAACCGAGCCGCUCACGGGAGGGUGAACGCAAAGGCUCUCCUUCCAAGGACAGAAAACCGCGCCAGAGAUCCCGUGACCGAAAUCGCUCCAAAUCUGCAGAGAGAGAUCGCCGGCCGAAAGAUAAGGAUAGGGACAAGGACCGAGACAGGGGCCGCAAGGACAGAGAUAAAGACAGUCAUCGGCGUGACCGCAGCAAGAAAUCAAGAAGUGUGUCCCCCAAAUCAAAGGAGAGGCUGAAGAGGGAAAAGGAUCUUAAAAAAGAGGAUGAUGAAGAAGAUGACAAAAAGAAGAAAGAGAAAGUCCAGCCAUUGUCUUUGGAGGAGCUUCUUGCCAAGAAGAAGGCAGAGGAGGAGGCUGAAGCGAAGCCCAAGUUCCUGUCUAAGGCUGAGCGGGAAGCAGAGGCUCUGAAACGGAGGGAGCUGCAGAUGGAGGACAAGCGGAGGAUGAUCGAAGAGGACAGGAAAAAGAGGAGGGUGUUCCAGGACAUAGGGAGGAAGAUGAUGGAGGACCCCCAGGAGAGGGACAGACGCGAGCGGAGGGAGAGGAUGGAACGAGAGAGCAAUGGGAACGAGGAAGAUGACGGCCGACAGAAGAUCAGAGAGGAGAAGGACAAGGGCAAGGAGCUCCAGGCCAUCAAGGAGCGGUAUCUCGGCGGUAUGAAGAAGCGUCGGCGGACACGCCACUUGAAUGACAGGAAGUUUGUCUUUGAGUGGGACGCUUCGGAAGACACGUCGACCGACUACAACCCCAUUUACAAAGAGAAGCACCAUGUGCAGCUGUAUGGGCGGGGCUUCAUCGCUGGCAUUGACCUGAAGCAGCAGAAGAGAGACCAGUCACAUUUCUAUGGCGACCUCAUGGAAAAGAGACGUACACUGGAGGAGAAGGAGCAGGAGGAGGUGAGGCUGAAGAAGGUCCGUAAGAAGGAGGCCAAGCAGAGGUGGGACGACAGACACUGGUCUCAGAAGAAGCUGGAGGAGAUGACAGACAGGGACUGGCGAAUCUUUAGGGAGGACUACAGCAUCACCACCAAGGGAGGCAAGAUCCCCAACCCCAUCAGGAACUGGAAAGAGUACACCAUGCCCCCACACAUCAUUGAAGUCAUCGAUAGCUGUGGUUACAAGGAACCCACACCUAUCCAGAGACAAGCCAUUCCUAUUGGCUUACAGAAUCGUGACAUCAUCGGCGUGGCUGAGACGGGUAGCGGUAAAACGGCUGCCUUCCUCAUCCCUCUGCUGGUCUGGAUCACUACCCUGCCCAAGAUUGACCGGAUUGAGGACUCGGAUCAGGGGCCGUACGCUGUGAUCCUGGCACCCACCCGUGAGUUGGCCCAGCAGAUCGAGGAGGAGACCCUCAAGUUUGGUAAACCCUUGGGGAUCCGCACUGUGGCCGUGAUUGGAGGCAUUUCCAGAGAGGACCAGGGCUUCCGCCUCCGCAUGGGCUGUGAGAUUGUAAUUGCCACUCCUGGUCGUCUGAUCGACGUGUUGGAGAACCGUUAUCUGGUCCUGGGGCGUUGUACCUAUGUGGUACUGGACGAGGCUGACCGCAUGAUUGACAUGGGCUUCGAGCCGGACGUCCAAAAGAUUCUGGAAUACAUCCCAGUGACCAAUCAGAAACCAGACACAGACGAGGCUGAGGACCCUGAGAAGAUGCUGUUGAACUUUGAGUCUGGAAAACACAAGUACAGACAGACGGUCAUGUUCACAGCCACCAUGCCCGCUGCUGUGGAGCGGCUGGCCAGGAGCUAUCUGCGGCGCCCUGCAGUGGUGUACAUCGGCUCUGCAGGCAAACCCCACGAGAGAGUGGAACAGAAGGUCCUGCUGAUGUCAGAGGGAGAGAAGAGGAAGAGGCUUCUGGAUGUUUUGGCACGUGGCUUUGAGCCGCCCAUCAUCAUCUUUGUCAACCAGAAGAAGGGCUGUGAUGUGCUGGCCAAGUCUCUGGAGAAGAUGGGGUACAAUGCUUGCACGUUGCACGGCGGCAAGGGCCAGGAGCAGCGAGAGUUUGCUCUGUCCAACCUCAAGGCUGGAGCCAAGGACAUCCUGGUGGCCACAGACGUGGCUGGUCGAGGUAUCGACAUCCACGACGUCUCCAUGGUGCUUAACUAUGACAUGGCCAAGAACAUUGAAGACUACAUCCAUCGUAUUGGUCGUACUGGUCGUGCUGGGAAGAGUGGUAUGGCCCUCACCUUCCUCACCAAGGAGGACUCCACUGUGUUCUAUGACCUGAAGCAAGCCAUCCUGGAAAGCCCCGUGUCCAACUGUCCGCCUGAGCUGGCCAACCACCCAGAUGCCCAGCAUAAGCCUGGCACCAUCCUCACCAAGAAGAGACGUGAGGAGACCAUCUUCGCCUGACCUGCCACUCCAUGUUAUCCCACGAGCCCUGGACGUGUCCCACAGACUGCACACUGGGGUUCCUGUCAGAUAUCAUGGCUCUGUAUCUCUUCAUACAUAUUUGCCACAAGUCUGUUUGUGGAAAUACUUCUUAUGGCUAUGGGCUAGCUUGCUUUGCAGAAAUACACAAGACGAUUAGUUAUGUCCUUCUGCAGGAAUCUGUGGCUUCAUAAAAGCAGGCACAAAGCAUAAGAUGUGGUGUCAUUGUGUAUUCUCAUUUUGUCUAGUUUGUAUUUGGACUGAUUUAAAUUGUGUAAAGAGACCAAUGCAUUCUAUUCCUUGUUUUUCUUUUUCUUCAGUCAGAUAGAUGUGAAUUGAUUACAAUGCAAGAUGCUACACUGAUAGCAGUUUUAAGUGAAUUAAACAACGGUCUAAUGGUAUAAA